Penaeus indicus is the source of this 3071-nucleotide messenger RNA. RefSeq names its product MAP kinase-interacting serine/threonine-protein kinase 1-like (gene Lk6). Gene Ontology annotation, cellular component: cytoplasm; nucleus. NCBI's taxonomy places the organism in Eukaryota, Metazoa, Arthropoda, Malacostraca, Decapoda, Penaeidae. The coding region runs from base 331 to 1605 and encodes 424 amino acids. The record is from RefSeq and is a predicted model, not a curated record. Gene Ontology annotation, molecular function: calmodulin binding; calcium-dependent protein serine/threonine kinase activity; calcium/calmodulin-dependent protein kinase activity. Gene Ontology annotation, biological process: peptidyl-serine phosphorylation; protein autophosphorylation; intracellular signal transduction. The transcript is spliced from 5 exons.
CCGAGCGUUGGGUGCAGUUCGCCAUAAGAGAGAGAAAUGGAUAGAUAGGAGUGUCACGCGCGCCAACGGGAUCUUUUCCUACCUUUUCUAGCUUUCCCAAAGCUGGUUAAAAUCACACGGCUGGUACUACUACAUCCCAAGGGCAAGAGUGCGGCGCCAGCAAGUGUCUAAGACGUGAUAGUGCAAAAGGGCCCCACAGCGGCGGUUUUGGAGGGUCUAGUCAAGCAUCGCCAAGUGCUACUCAAGAAUCUGUGAUUUUCUUAUUUUACUUCCCCCACUGAUUGUGAUAUAUAUAAAUCUUCGCUCAUUGAUAACCUACAAACCGUCAAGAUGGUGCAAGGAGACGUUACAAGUGUUCUGAGAGACACGACCAACAUGGAGCAGGUGCGCGAGGAGGCGAAGGAGAGACGUAAGAGGAGGAAGAAGAAGCGUUCCGGCUCCACCCUUAUUGCCAGUGUCUUUAGUGAUUUGUACAAACUUACUGGUGAGGUGUUGGGACAGGGUGCAUAUGCUUCAGUGCAGACGUGUGUCAACAUCUAUACAGAUAUAGAGUAUGCUGUCAAGAUUAUAGAGAAGGUGCCAACACACAGCCGGACGCGAGUCUUCAAGGAGGUGGAGAUGUUCCACCACUGCCAGGGGCACAAGAACAUCAUCCAGCUGGUGGAGUUCUUCGAGGAAGACGACAAGUUCUACCUGGUGUUCGAGAAACUGUACGGCGGCCCCCUGCUGUCCCACAUCCAGAGACGGACGCACUUCACCGAGGCCGAGGCGUCCAUGGUGAUCCGGGACCUGGCCUCGGCGCUGGCCUUCCUGCACAGCAAGGGCAUCGCCCACCGGGACCUCAAGCCGGAGAACAUCCUGUGCGUGUACCCGGACCAGCUGUGCCCCGUCAAGAUCUGUGACUUCGACCUGGGCUCCGGCAUCAAGUUCAACUCGAACCUGAGCUCCCCAGUGAUGACGCCACAGUUGCUCACGCCCGUCGGCUCGGCAGAGUUCAUGGCGCCCGAGGUGGUCGAGGGCUUCAUCAGCGACGACGCCGGGCCCUACGACAAGCGCUGCGACCUGUGGUCGCUCGGCGUGGUCACCUACAUCCUGCUGUGCGGCUACCCGCCCUUCUGCGGCAACUGCGGCGAGGACUGCGGCUGGGAGCGGGGCGAGGCGUGCCCGCAGUGCCAGGACCUCCUGUUCAACAACAUCCAGGACGGCAGCUACGAGUUCCCGAAGCCCGAGUGGGCCUUCAUCAGCGAGGAGGCCAAGGACCUGAUCCGCAACCUGCUGGUCAAGGACGCCUCGCAGAGACUGUCUGCCGAGAUGGUGCUCAACCAUCCCUGGGUCAGGAACGGGGGGCCCACCACGCGCCUCGAGACGCCCAGUGUCAUCAGGAAGAACCACAGUGCGCAGCAGCUGUCGCUGUUCGCCGAGUCAUGCAUGGCCCUGAACCGCGUCCUUCUGCAGCAUUUCAGCAUGAACCAGGAUGAGGACAAUGAGAACCUGGACAAGGACCCGCCGUUCGGGCUGUCGCCGCCCUCCGAGUCGCGGCUGGCCCAGCGGCGGCUGCGCUCGCUCAGCCUCAACACCGAGCACCUCGUUACUGCCACAGGCUAACUGGCCCCCGCGCCAGUCACUCAGGGUCAAGGGGGCUGCGCUCCACCCGAACCAGCGUGGCUGCGGCGCCCCCUUAUAUAUAGUUUUCAUCGUUGUUUUUGGCUUACACGCCCUCCGGCGCCUGGGAGGCGGCCUCGCUGCUUGCGGGCCCCGGGCGGCCUCGUGUUGGUGAGGGCGCGCGGAGGAACCCAAGCAGCGAGACGCCUUCAGGGUAAGAGGGCGACAUACUAAGCCUCAGGUUUUUCUACCUUGUAAUAUUUACAAUAAUAUCAUAUAAUGGAGGUUUAGCCAGCUCAUUAAUGAUCAAAUACUAAAAAAAUGCCAAAAAAAAUCUAUAAAAAUAAUUGUUUAUUAAGUUUGAUAUAUAUGUAGGCACAAAAUUGAGAUAUAUUUUCAUAUGAUAAGCUUUAUUGAGUUCAGGACAUAAGCCAUCAAGUCAGUAGGAAACCCUGGAUUCGUCAAUUCUUUCUUUUUUUAUAUAUAUUUUUUGUGUGCCAAUGUCGAAAAAAAAACUAUUGAGAAUCGUGGGCUACAACCAACAAAUUAAGUACAAAGUUUAUUAAAAAGAAAGAGAAAUCCUUGAAUCUGUCCUGAAUGCCACUAUAAGCUAAGGUUACGAAAAAAAUGCGGUAGUGUGACAAAGUCCCCCCCCCCCCACACUCCUUCCCCUCUCCUCGCCCCACCCCCACACAUUUACCAUUUCCUAGUCCUUUCCAUUUCCCUAAUUUUUAUUUAAAAUUUUUAUGCCAUGUUCCUCUUUAUCCUCUCCCAUGUCCCCCUCCUCUUCCCCGUAAACCGUGGAUAUGUGUGUGGAUCGCAAGGCAUGGGGCAUUGUGAUAAUUUAGUGUGUAAGGUGAAAGAGAAUAACACCCCCCCUCUCCCCCCACAGCACCUAACGUCUCUCCUCCCCCCCUUCCCCCCCCUCCUCGAGAAAUCCAGUCGUAACAGUUAAUGUAAAUGAUACAGAUACAAUUUCUCCUUUGUGUGUGGUGCUUCGUAACUUAAGUUUGAUAGUCUUAAAAAUGAUAUUGAUAAUUACGGAGAGACGGAAGAAAUAAACCCAGUAAGUGCCUAUACGAUUUUAGGAAAACCGUAAAUCGUUUUUUUUUUAUUAUAGUUAUGAUUAUGAUUCAUUUUUUUUAAACGAUUAAAAAUAACCUCACCUCCCAACCCCCCUCCCCACGCCAGCCCUUAAAUAUAAAGUAAUUAGGUAAAUUUUCAACAAUUUUUAUUUGGAACGAACAAUUUGCUAUUGAUCAUUCGGGGAAAAAAACGAAAACCAGAGGGUCAUUCGAUAUUAUGAUCGAGUUUGUGAUUAGGUAUAUUUUAAUUCGGCAGGUGGUUAAAAGAAAAAUAAUAAUCAUGGCUCCGUUUUAGUCGCAUCCAGCGAUAGAACGAGUUCGAAUACAAUAAGAGCCAGACUUUUUUUUUAAGAGACUGGGAAAGAAAACUCAAAAAAAAAAUAA